Chlamydomonas reinhardtii is the source of this 2919-nucleotide messenger RNA. RefSeq lists its product as uncharacterized. The coding region runs from base 647 to 1129 and encodes 160 amino acids. The record is from RefSeq and is a predicted model, not a curated record. The transcript is spliced from 4 exons. Lineage: Eukaryota; Viridiplantae; Chlorophyta; Chlorophyceae; Chlamydomonadales; Chlamydomonadaceae.
ACUCGCUUUCAAGGAUUCAUUGUGCCAACUGGCGUUUCAUUUAGUCGCCACGAGACUUCCAAAGCCUUUUGUUACAAUUUCAGAUAUCUUUACUAGCGAAUAGUGCUACGCGCGUUCGGGCACAUGACAGAACUCGGAGGGAUUGGGACUGGACUGGGCUUGGCUCCCACGGAGCAGCCGGCAGCACUGCAUGCUACGGCGUUAAAGCUUUGCGGUCGAGAAAGCGCAGUGGGCGCGUGGUUUAUCCUCGCGCGGGGCGAGUCAGCAGCGGUGGCACGGGCCGUGUCAGACCCCGUAUAACACCGCGCUGCGUGCCCCCUCCGCUGCGGCCUGCGCUUUACUUCGUGCGGUGGAACGCAGAUACCGCAGCCACCGCUGCCUUCGCUCCAUCAGCAUUACGCGCCUCAGCUGCAUCAGGCAAAGGGGCUGCUGGCCUGGCGGGCUCGUGUUGACCGCGUCGCCCGAUGCAGGAUUACAGCAUCCGCGGAUUACGGAGCCGGCCCGGAGCUCCGACUCAAACCAGCUUCCUCCCCCGGCUGUUUUUCUUUUCCAGUUCGCAGCGCCUUUCACAUACCUGUGUAUACACACAAUCCGUACCACACAACUCUUCCAAAGAGCGGUAACAGCAGCAUCAGCAGGGGCAGUCAUGCUAGAGAGGCCAGCAGCGCCCGCGGGGCGCCGCCGCCGCAGCCGCCGUGUGCCGCUGCUGCUGCCGCUCACAGCGGCCGCGCUGCUACUGCCGCUCACAGCGGCCGCGCUGCUACUGCUGUCAGCGGGCGGGCCGGGGCCCUUCGGCGGCUGCGCAGCUGCAGCUCGUGAGGAGGCGGCUGCAGUCGCCGCAGGUGGUUCCGGCGCCCGCCGGCUGCAACAGGCGGCUCAGCAGGGCAGCGGCGUGCAGGGCAGCGCGCCCCCGGCCGCGAGCGACGGCGCGAGCUUUGGCCGGCGCGCCGCCGCCACCGCUCCGGGUCUGGCCGCCGCUGCUGCCCCCAACGCACCACGGAGCCUGACGGCCACACCCAACGCCACCUCCUUCAAGACGCCGGGCGGAGGCGCCGUCGAGACGGUCACUGACACGCGGCAGGCGCGUGGGAAUGUCGGGAUUGCGGGACGGGGGCUGGCGCGCGAGUAGGGACUUGGGCGGAGAGUGCCGUCUUCCGUACGUGCAAGAGUUUCUGUGUCAACCGGGUGGCAGCAGCGUUCAAACGGAAAGCAAAGGAAGCGUUGUUUACCGGGCGUGUAAUGGGCACGACUGGGCACAAGAGCACCACUGCUCGCCCAAAACAUGCAGUUGUGCACGAGGGGGCACACGAAGCAUGCGUGCGUGCCCCCACGGCCCCAACCACGUGAAACGGUACUGUAUGUCAGCAGAGCACGUUUGCGGUGUUGGCCAGAAUGCUCAUUUGGGACGUUCUUGUACUGGCGAAAGAAACGUUAAGCCACUAUGUAUGGCAUGCCAGGUUCGCGCCUGAGCGGCUUUGGUAGAUAUGAAUGCGCGGCGCAAUGUGCUGUUCCUGACUCCAGGACAGUGCAUGCAACUUACGCUAACUUAUGCAAGCCACACCGGCUUGAAGUUCGUGGGGUGGGUGUUGGCCCUGAGAUGGGAGGUGCGGUCAAUAUGUGACAUGCGUUUCACUUUGUAGGCUUGGAGCAAAUGGGAGAAAGCAGAUCACACAUGCGCGAGGAGAAAUGGUAGAGCACAGUCGCACAUGUGCGAGGUGACCCCAGGGACUCUGAACCGGUCCGGAGUUGCAUCGGGCGCUGCCUCUUCUGCGGACGUGCCCGAGUGGUUAAGGGGUCUGACUCGAAAUCAGAUGGGAUCUCCCGCAUAGGUUCGAAUCCUGUCGUCCGCGCAAACUUUUGGCCAGUGCUCUCAGCACUCCCAUAGGCCCGGGCACUGCGAAUGCGCGCGCGGCGGGGAAGCGCUGUGGAGGAGGCACAGGAUGCAGGGUGUGGGGCUGUGACGUCCAACACAAUGGAAUGAAGGGCAACAGUGAAGACAAGGCUAAGGGUAUGGAGCUGCACAAUUGCACACUAUAGAGCUUGAGCUCAGGGCAGCCAGAGAUAGCAGCAGAGCAAGGUUGCAACAGUGCAAUGGUUGUGGACCUACGCAUGGAGGCAGGGGUGCAGUUCACACAUCCCCUGUGCUGGCCUUGGUGAGGCCCCCUGGUGCGCCUGCUGGCUGCUGGCAUGCGGCCUGAGCGCGCUUGGCGUGUGCAGACCACUGGACAGGUGUGGCUUGCGAGCGUGCUUCGCGACUAGUGCCGCGACUGGCCCAAAGCUGGUGGCAUCCCGAUUUGAGGGUAAAAGCUAGAUAAAGGGGCCGAACUGGACAUUUGGCACACGUUGAGGUCUCUGGAUCAAAUCCGAUCUCUAGAAUUCGCUGCGGACGUGCCCGAGUGGUUAAGGGGUCUGACUCGAAAUCAGAUGGGAUCUCCCGCAUAGGUUCGAAUCCUGUCGUCCGCGCACUUUUGGCCAACGAUCGCGGCAUGCCUGUCCGGCUAGCGGCGGGAAAGCGCUUGCGGCAUGCCUGCCCGGCUAGCGGCGGGAAAGCGCUUGCGAAGCGCAGGGUGCAGGGCGCGGGGCUGUGAGCCUGUGACGUAUGGCACGAAGGGCAGCGGUGAAGAGACGGCAGUGCGUGUGGCUGGGUCCAUCCCUGCUGAACAGGACAGGAACGAACAAACUAUGUACCCCCUGCGUGGCGGUCCCAGCCACAGCUCGGCAGGGGGUAGAUAGAAAGAUGGCGCCAUAGCAGUGUGUGGCGGUCGAGCGGAAAGUCACGGUCACCGCACUGUUUGGGCGUGGCAGUCUUGGGCGUGGCAGGCGUUCCCAUAUAUGGUAAUGACGAGUGUUGCGAGUGAAUGGUACACACGGGUAGACUUGCAUGACAGCAAUGAGGGGGGCUUGUGAUACCAGCCGAAA